Xenopus laevis (African clawed frog) is the source of this 4162-nucleotide messenger RNA. RefSeq lists its product as uncharacterized. NCBI's taxonomy places the organism in Eukaryota, Metazoa, Chordata, Amphibia, Anura, Pipidae. Bases 131 to 3091 code for a protein of 986 amino acids. The transcript has 14 exons. The record is from RefSeq and is a predicted model, not a curated record.
CAACCUGCUUUUACUUUCAUUUUGAGUCAGUUGAUGUUGCAGAUGUGAGAGUGGACCAGGAUCUCCUCUAACCGAGGCACCAAAUCUCUCCCCAAAACACAGAUAAGUAGCCCUUCCCUCCGGCAGAAUAAUGGUGGCAAAGAAGCAUGUUGUCGGCAUCUUUUCACGAGAAGCUCAGGAUGCGUUUGGUUGGCUGAUCAAUUUCCUCCUGACCAUACCUGGGGUGAAGGAUGUCCGAACUGUACAUAUCUCCAACACCAACUAUAUAGACGUUAUGGAUGAGGCCUAUAAGUGCACAUUUGCCAUCUUGUACCAUUCCAAGAACAGGGGAAGGAUAAAUGUAACCGAUGUGACAGACGCUCUCUAUGACAGAGAACUGGCCGAUUUGUCCAGAUGUCUAGGAAGAGAUCGGUUCAUUGUAGUGAUAGAUGAUCUGAAGAACACUAGUUUGGAGGCCAAGAACAAUAUCCUGCUGAAGCAGCCGAGCAUUGAGAGACUGGCCAUAGAUCUCUUCCUCUUCAGUCAGCAGGACAAGAGUUAUCAAGGAGAAGCGUCGGACAAUUUCACCGGAAACAAAUGGUUUCAAAUGACAAGCUUAAUAAGUGGGAAAAUUAACCGUCGUUCUGAAACCUCAGUAGCCCUUCCCUCCGGCAGAAUAAUGGUGGCAAAGAAGCAUGUGGUCGGCAUCUUUUCACGAGACGCUCAGGAUGCGUUUGGUUGGCUGAUCAAUUUCCUCCUGACCAUACCUGGGGUGAAGGAUGUCCGAACUGUACAUAUCUCCAACACCAACUAUAUAGACGUUAUGGAUGAGGCCUAUAAGUGCACAUUUGCCAUCUUGCACCAUUCCAAGAACAGGGGAAGGAUAAAUGUAACCAAUGGGACAGACACUCUCUAUGACAGAGAACUGGCCGAUUUGUCCAGAUGUCUAGGAAGAGAUGGGAUCAUUGUAGUGAUAGAUGAUCUGGAGAACACUAGUUUGGAGGCCAAGAACAAUAUCCUGCUGAAGCAGCCGAGCAUUGAGAGACUGGCCAUAGAUCUCUUCCUCUUCAGUGAGCAGGACAAGAGUUAUCAAGGAGAAGCGUCGGACAAUUUCACCGGAAACAAAUGGUUUCAAAUGACAAACUUAAUAAGUGGGAAAAUUAACCGUCGUUCUGAAACCUCAGUAGCCCUUCCCUCCGGCAGAAUAAUGGUGGCAAAGAAGCAUGUGGUCGGCAUCUUUUCACGAGAAGCUCAGGAUGCGUUUGGUUGGCUGAUCAAUUUCCUCCUGACCAUACCUGGGGUGAAGGAUGUCCGAACUGUACAUAUCUCCAACACCAACUAUAUAGACGUUAUGGAUGAGGCCUAUAAGUGCACAUUUGCCAUCUUGCACCAUUCCAAGAACAGGGGAAGGAUAAAUGUAACCAACGUGACAGACGCUCUCUAUUACAGAGAACUGGCCGAUUUGUCCAGAUGUCUAGGAAGAGAUCGGAUCAUUGUAGUGAUAGAUGAUCUGAAGAACACUAGUUUGGAGGCCAAGAACAAUAUCCUGCUGAAGCAGCCGAGCAUUGAGAGACUGGCCAUAGAUCUCUUCCUCUUCAGUCAGCAGGACAAGAGUUAUCAAGGAGACGCGUCGGACAAUUUCACCGGAAACAAAUGGUUUCAAAUGACAAACUUAAUAAGUGGGAAAAUUAACCGUCGUUCUGAAACCUCAGUAGCCCUUCCCUCCGGCAGAAUAAUGGUGGCAAAGAAGCAUGUGGUCGGCAUCUUUUCACGAGAAGCUCAGGAUGCGUUUGGUUGGCUGGUCAAUUUCCUCCUGACCAUACCUGGGGUGAAGGAUGUCCGAACUGUACAUAUCUCCAACACCAACUAUAUAGACGUUAUGGAUGAGGCCUAUAAGUGCACAUUUGCCAUCUUGUACCAUUCCAAGAACAGGGGAAGGAUAAAUGUAACUGACGUGACAGACGCUCUCUAUGACAGAGAACUGGCCGAUUUGUCCAGGUGUCUAGGAAGAGAUGGGAUCAUUGUAGUUAUAGAUGAUCUGGAGAACACUAGUUUGGAGGCCAAGAACAAUAUCCUGCUGAAGCAGCCGAGCAUUGAGAGACUGGCCAUAGAUCUCUUCCUCUUCAGUGAGCAGGACAAGAGUUAUCAAGGAGAAGCGUCGGACAAUCUCACCGGAAACAAAUGGUUUCAAAUGACAAGCUUAAUAAGUGGGAAAAUUAACCGUCGUUCUGAAACCUCAGUAGCCCUUCCCUCCGGCAGAAUAAUGGUGGCAAAGAAGCAUGUGGUCGGCAUCUUUUCACGAGAAGCUCAGGAUGCGUUUGGUUGGCUGAUCAAUUUCCUCCUGACCAUACCUGGGGUGAAGGAUGUCCGAACUGUACAUAUCUCCAACACCAACUAUAUAGACGUUAUGGAUGAGGCCUAUAAGUGCACAUUUGCCAUCUUGCACCAUUCCAAGAACAGGGGAAGGAUAAAUGUAACCAACGUGACAGACGCUCUCUAUUACAGAGAACUGGCCGAUUUGUCCAGAUGUCUAGGAAGAGAUCGGAUCAUUGUAGUGAUAGAUGAUCUGGAGAACACUAGUUUGGAGGCCAAGAACAAUAUCCUGCUGAAGCAGCCAAGCAUUGAGAGACUGGCCAUAGAUCUCUUCCUCUUCAGUGAGCAGGACAAGAGUUAUCAAGGAGACGCGUCGGACAAUUUCACCGGAAACAAAUGGUUUCAAAUGACAAGCUUAAUAAGUGGGAAAAUUAACCGUCGUUCUGAAAUCUCAGUUCCCAUUGGAAACCCCAUGUUGGAAAGAUCCAGUCGCAGCAUCACUGGCUUCUUAAAGAACCAUAGAAUACUGAUAUUGGGGCUUAUGGUUAUACUUGUGAUUGUGGUCAUAGUUACCAGUUGUAAUAGAUACACAGAGCACCAGAUGACUACUGCAGGAUACCCUACUACAAGCAACAUGUCCCCCACCUGGCAUCCACCAACCAUCUCAUCAAGCCCGCCUAAUAACACCCUUCAUCCAACCACCUUAUCUUCUGUAGAUACCACAUCCAAGCUUGGCAAUGGCACCCAGCAGUCUCCAACUUCAACCUUCCAUACCAGAAAUAUCAGCCUCAGUCCAUGAAGAGUUUUCAUUACAGGAAACAUGACAACAUGGCCUGGAACUAAUUCAUUAAUUUACAAAAAAAAGUUUCAAAUUAAGUGAUUUGUCAAUUUUGAUGCUGAAUGCAUGGCAGUUUGCGAGUAAAUGUAGCUUUUGCCCUGGCCUGUUGCUUGAGUUGAAGAUCUCUUGCUUCCCCUACUGUAAGCCAGCCACCAAAUGAUUCUAAUGUUGGCCAAUGUGUCAGUCAGGGUCGGUCUGGGGGGCCCAUCGGGGGUGCUGCCUCAGGGCCCCCCUCUGGCCCGCAUCCCCGCCAACGUGCCGCCCCCCAUCACGAUGCACAAUGGCGGGCACAGCAGAAAAAAAGUGCAGGGUGCGGAACCAGUCCAACCCUGGUGUCAGUCAUAGACUUAGACUUGCUCCCCAACCCAUAUUAAGUUUCUUCUUGACUUUUGUAGUUCAGACCAUUUCCAGAGGCCUUUGUCUGUACCUCAAGGGUGGACUUUUGCUCUUCCCUUUAUGAGGAAUCUUCUGUCUGUUCUAGAUGAACUAGAAUACUGGGGGGAGAUUAUAUUUAUACACGUCUGAAGGUCCUCAGACCUCAUUCAACAAAUCACACAAUAGGUUGUUUCUAAUUUCCUGGGGUGUAACCUAGGAAAGAGGACUCAUCUCUCUUCUUUAGAGAGGCACCAUAGGGUCACUUGGAUGAGAUAUUCCAUUAGCUGGCAGCAUUAUGGGGAGCCACAUACCAACCUCAUACAAAAUGGGUCUCCAACUGAAGGGAAUUCAGCCAUAUUGGAUAGCCUUAUAAUGAAGAAAAGAGUGUAUUAAUUUGAUCAAAAAUGCAUGGAUGUGUGAUGGUCCUCUCGUCACCAUUACCAGAAAUAUAGGACCUGUGUGGCCUUCACUCAUUGCAGAAGUUUGUGUGAAAAGAAAGGACAAUCUGCUUCGGUUUGGUCUGGUCUUUCAGAAGUUGGCACGUUGCAUUGGUGGUGAAUGACUUGUACUCACCUGUAUAGCAAAAAAAAUAUAUAAAUAUAAAAAAAAAUGGCACUGUACAGAAUAGCUCAUACAUAGUAAAGUUGGAGUACUUCA